Molecule: messenger RNA, 2520 nt
Organism: Diaporthe amygdali
Lineage: Eukaryota; Fungi; Ascomycota; Sordariomycetes; Diaporthales; Diaporthaceae
Exons: 3
Coding region: 1-2520 (839 amino acids)
Biological process (GO): retrograde transport, endosome to Golgi
Cellular component (GO): GARP complex
Source: RefSeq, a predicted model, not a curated record
AUGAAUAUCUUCACCGAGAACAACUUACUCGACCCGUCCUCUCUAGAUUCUGUGGACUACGACCCAGUAGACCAUCUCAACACCCUCUUCUCCCGGCCUUCCGCCGCCGUCUCUUCGAUCGACCGCGUCUCCAGCACCUUGCAGUCCCACCGAGAUGAUCUUUCCUCCUCCAUCAACGCCCUCGAGGCCUCCCAGGCCUGGGGUCCCGACUCGAGCCUCGAGCGCAUGCAGUCCGCCCAGGCCGAGCUCGCCAGCCUGUUCCAGCGAAUAGAAGGCGUACGCAGCCGCGCUCUACAGACGGAACGUGACAUCACCACAAUGACCGCCGAGAUCAAGCGAAUCGAUGGCACCAAGCGCAACCUCACCCUCAGCAUGACAGCCCUCAAGCGCCUGCAGAUGCUAACCACGGCCUACGAUCAGCUGCGCGGUCUGGCCAGGACCAGGCAGUACCGCGAGUGUGCCGGCCUCCUUCUGGCUGUCCUCCAACUUAUGAAACACUUCAAUAGCUACCGGAGCAUCGAGCAGAUCGCCGUGCUGAGCAGAAAUGUUGCAGACCUGCAGCGGGAGCUGUUGGAGCAGGUGUGCGAGGACUUCGAGAUCGCCUUUGCUAAGGCAGAGAUACCCCAGCGAAAAGGUACGCUCAUCGAGGCCUGCAUGGUCAUGGAUGCCCUAGGAGAAAACGCAAAGAGCAGAUUGAUCACCUGGUACGUAAACACUGAGUUGAGGGAAUACCGCCAGGUGUUCCGUGGCAACGACGAGGCGGGCAGCCUGGACAACAUCGGCCGGCGGUAUGCCUGGUUCAAGCGGAUGCUGAAGACACACGAGGACGAGCAUGCCGCCAUAUUCCCCCCGCACUGGAGGGUUAACGAAAUGUUGGCCAUGUCGUUUUGCGACGGGACCAGGGACGAUUUCAAGGGCAUCUUGGAGAAGAGCAUGCGACGCGUCGACGGCCAAAAAAUCGACGUCAACCUGCUUUUGAGCUGUCUGCAAGAGACCAUGGACUUUGAACAAGGCCUUGAGAAGCGCUUUUCAAACGAGCUGCCCCGUGCAAGUAUCGACACGCUGAGCUCAUCCGACGACCGAACAAAUAAUUUCAAUGGCUCCAUAUCGGUGGCCUUUGAGCCGUAUCUGAGCCUGUGGGUAGAGUCGCAGGACAAGGCUCUGGCGAAUAUGAUACCAAAGUACAAAAAUGGGCCUCUGAUAGACGAAGACGAGGAGUUCUCCCCCAAUGCCGUCAUACCCUCCGCCAUUGAGCUCUUCCAUUCCUACAAGAUCACAUUGUCGCAGUGUGCGAAGCUGUCUACCGGCGAAAGGCUGUUCGAUCUGACCAAGACACUGGCCAAGUAUCUCGAGGAAUAUGCACAGCAAGUCCUACUAGGGUUUCUGCAAAGGGGAGGACCCCAAGGCCCGCCCAUUCAAGAUGCCGUGUUGGUCCUCAACACCGCAGAUUUCUGGCACCAAAACACCGUGCAGCUUGAAGACAACAUCAAGAAGCGGGUUGACCCUGAGUUCAUGGCGAAGAUCGACUUGUCCUCGCAAGCGGACACCUUCCUCGGUGUCGUCAGUGCUGCUAUUCAAGCCCUAGUCCACAAGGUUGAGGUCAGCUGUGAGGGAGCGUGGAGGGAGAUGAAGAACACUAACUGGAGGGAGAUGGAGAGCGUCGGAGACCACAGCUCGUAUGUUGGAGAGCUGCUUCAGCACGUAAAUGCGAAGACCGAGGAGGUUCUGUCCAUUGUCGCCAAACAACAAUAUGCGAGAGCUUUCUGUGACAAUCUCGUCGAGCGAUUGGCGACAGCUUAUGUCAACAACAUUGUUCUAUGCCGCCCCAUCUCUGAAGGUGGCGCUGAACAGAUGCUUCUCGACAAGUAUACGCUUGCCAAGAACUUUGAGAAGCUCCUGGGUUACCACAAUGCAUCAUCGUCCCGCGACUCGUACCAGCCACCAGCCACGUAUAUCAAGCGUGUCAACCAGGUUAUGACACGCAUAGACCCUCUACUGAAGACUCUACAAGUACGGCCAUCGCCACCUGAGGGCCUUGUCCAAGCCUAUCUCAUCCAUGUCGGGGACCGAUCAGAUACCAACUUCAAGAAGAUCCUCGAGCUCAAGGGCGUCCGCAAGCAGGAUCAGGCUCACCUGCUGGAGCUGUUCUCUCUUCACCGUGACGGCGCGAGGACGGACAAGCAGCUGGUAGAGAACUCACCCCUCUUGGGCCCUUUGCUGAACGCCUCCGGACUUGGUAGCACUGGUCUCGGGAGCAUCGGAAACUCUGCCCUAAGCGGUGCCGCAGGCCCGGGCGGCCGCUUCGACGCAGCAUCGUUGGGCGAGAAAUUGCUCAGCGCUGCUCGGGACGCGUCUGACCGGAUCGGGACACCUACCACGGCCGGAGCUCCGGGUGAAAAGGCGACUAUCAAUGAGAAUUUGAAGAACAUUGGAAAAUUCUUCCGAAGAGACAUUGGCGUGCGGUUCGGAAAGAGAGAUGUCACCCCUACAGGUGGCCCUGAUGAGUUGCAAAGGGGUUAG